CUCACACCGGAAACGCCGCAAUAUUUCAUAAGUGUCAGUGGGAAUUUGCCAAACAGUCCAUCGAUUUAACGCAAAAUGCUAAAGUUAAUAGCAGCUCAUUUCCUGGCCAUUUUACUAUGCAUUGGAUUAACAACGGCGACACUGCCGCCAGCGGGUGUGGUGAAAAUAACCGGGAAAGCCGCCAAGCAGUUACCGCAGUUUCAUGAGACACCGCUGCACCGUGGCGCCGCCAUUCCGGAGUGUUUUGAUGCACGCAAGAAUUGGCCCAAAUGCAAGAGCAUCGCUGAUAUUCGCAACCAAGGCAACUGUGGAACAUGCUGGGCUGUGUCGACGGCUAGCGUUGUCUCCGAUCGGCUUUGCAUCGCAUCCGGCGAAAAGAACCAGACCUUCAUAUCAGCAGUGAAUGUGGCUACUUGCACGGAUUUAUCCCGCAACGCCAUGGACAACUGCUUAUUCGGCAACGAUCCGGCCAACGCCUACAAGCAGAUGUGCAUCUACGGGGCCGUAAGCGGCGGCAACUACGACAGCAAACAGGGCUGUCUGCCCUACCCUGUCAAGCCCAUGCCGUACUCCGAGUCCAUCCCGCUGACGUGCAGCAAGAGCUGCUCCAACGGCGACUUCAAGAAGAAGCCGGAACAAGACACCUUCUUCAUCGAUACCUACUGGACUACCUACACGGGCGGUCCGGCGGCGACAUCGGAGCAGAUCAAGGCCAACGUGAAGCAGAUGCAGACGGACCUCAUGACCAACGGGCCCAUCACGUCGUCCAUUACGACCUUCAGCGAUCUGGAGAACUGGAAGCCAGAAACGGGUGCCUACCGCGGGCCAUCAGCCGGUGCCGCGAACCUCGCCGGGCACGCUAUCCGCUUGAUCGGUUGGUGCAAGGACGCCAACAAAGUCCCAUACUGGAUGGUAGCCAAUUCCUGGGGCACCAAGAAAGGCGAUAAGGGCAUCUACUGGAUUGAGAUGGGCAAGAACGUCGUGGGGAUUGAGGACCACAUCUCUGCGCCCAUCAUCAGCAUGCCCAACACCUGCCCGUCCAUCUGCGAGAAACCCAUCGACCAGAUUGUCCGUCUGCAUCCAAAAGACGCCGCUUCACCGGUGUACGCCUUCCAAGGUGACUGUGUCACGCAGAUCAAAGUGGACGGGGAAGGGAAAAUCACGCCGGUUGGGAAGCCGGAGCCGUUGGGGAAGCGCUGGGUCGGUGCGCCCACCGGUCCGAUUAAGCACUGGAUGUUCGUGCCGAAUCCACAGGAAAUCGGCAUUGCUAAGAAUGAUGGAACGGCCGGCAUUUGCUACGAACCGGCAAACUCGAAAAAGGUCGGCUGCCGCGUGGGCCGUGCCCAGCCCGAUCCAAACGCCGGUCCGCAGACGCUGACCGCCGCCGGAGACCGCUACGUAUACUAUACCGAUGCUGCUCGGAAGGCGCAGAUCUUCAAAUUCCCCGGCAACGGUCCCUAAGGCCAGCCCCUGGAUAUCGGGGAUGCUUUGAGCAGUAAAUUCAAGGAGGUCUCGUCGUUGCUGGACAUUGAUGGAUCGAAGAUGUUAGUGUGUGGCCUGGGCAUCAAGGGCAACCCGGCAUGCGGGGUUCUGGCUUACGACACAUGGAAACUUACCGGGCACAACGUCCUCAAGAGCAAAGUUACUAAAUGCUGAGCAAGACCUCCAGAAUCCGUAUUCAGCUGAUUUCUGCGCUUGUGCUGGGUGUUUAUGCUGUGCUGUGCUGUUGAUCACGCCAAAAUAGCACAGAUAUACCGCUAAAAAAAUGGUCAACAAAUACACGACUAUAUUCGACGAUUACUACGAAGAAAGAAACACUGCUGAACUGUCAAUUCAAAUCGUGUUCAGUUGUUCCGUCUCCCAAAGGUCCGUAAAUUUCGAAGGCAAAAUCGUAUCUUGGUUGCAGCCAGGCGUGUUUCGAAAGUUUCUUCCUUUCCGUGAGUUCGGCUGCUGCGCCGGCGUUCGGCUGCUGCGCCGGCGUGCGGUCGAUAUACGAGGCCGCCAGCGUGUCCACGCAGGUAACAUCCACGGCCAGCGGCUUUCCGCGUGCCCACGGUAUAAGACUUAGGCCUUGUCCCGAAUUCGAAGCGCAUCUCGUUAUGGUACGGUUGCUCAACCGCACGAGGUGGCUGUAUGCAGUGGCCAC
Messenger RNA from Paramacrobiotus metropolitanus, 2146 nucleotides. RefSeq names its product cathepsin B-like cysteine proteinase 4. The transcript is spliced from 8 exons. Gene Ontology annotation, molecular function: cysteine-type endopeptidase activity. Lineage: Eukaryota; Metazoa; Tardigrada; Eutardigrada; Parachela; Macrobiotidae. The coding region runs from base 76 to 1461 and encodes 461 amino acids. The record is from RefSeq and is a predicted model, not a curated record. Gene Ontology annotation, cellular component: lysosome.